Messenger RNA from Psammomys obesus (fat sand rat), 1205 nucleotides. RefSeq names its product LY6/PLAUR domain containing 3 (gene Lypd3). Gene Ontology annotation, cellular component: plasma membrane. The record is from RefSeq and is a predicted model, not a curated record. NCBI's taxonomy places the organism in Eukaryota, Metazoa, Chordata, Mammalia, Rodentia, Muridae. Bases 168 to 1205 code for a protein of 345 amino acids. The transcript is spliced from 5 exons.
CUGCGGGUGACGCACUGAGGCCCGCCCCACGCGGACGCUGACUCGGCCUGGUUGGGCAAGGCCAGCGUUGCCCCAGGGUGGCUUACUCAUCGGGGCUCAGGUAAGAGGGCCCGGGCUGGAGGGUGGCACACCCAGGGGGACGCGGAGCGAGCAGGACGCGCGCAGCCAUGGAUGCUCCCAGGAGAGGGGGUUCGCGGACGGCGGCGUGGGGCGCCCAGGGGCUGCUGCUGCUGCUGCUGCUCUGCGAAGGCGCGCGCGCCCUGGAGUGCUACAGCUGCGUGCAGAGGGCGGACGACGGGUGCGCCGCGCACAAGAUGAGGACCGUCCGGUGCGGCCCGGGCGUGGCCGUGUGCACCGAGGCCGUGGGCGCGGUGGAGACCACCCACGGGCAGUUCUCCGUGGCCGUGCGGGGCUGCGGCUCCGGGAUCCCCGGCAAGAACGACCGCGGCCUGGACCUGCACGGGCUCCUGGCCUUCAUCCAGCUGCAGCAGUGCAGCGGGGACCGCUGCAACGCCAAGCUCAACCUCACGUCGCGGGGCCUCAACCCUGCAGGCAAUGAGAGCGCCAACGAGCCCAACGGCGCCGAGUGCUACAGCUGCCUGGGGCUGAGCCGCGAGCAGUGCCGCGGCACCACGCCGCCCGUCGUGAGCUGCUACAACGCCAGCGGCCGCGUCUACCGGGGCUGCUUCGACGGCAACGUCACCCUGACGGCAGCCAACGUGACCGUGUCCUUGCCCGUCCGAGGCUGCGUCCAGGAUGAGGCCUGCACCCGGGACGGCGUGACAGGCCCCGGGUUCACCCUCAGCGGCUCGUGCUGCCAGGGGCCGCGCUGUAACUCCGACCUCCGCAACAAGACCUAUUUCUCCUCUCGGAUCCCACCCCUGGUCCUGCUGCCGCCGCCCAGCACGGCAGCCCCGGCCACUGGGGCGCGGGCCUCCUCCAACGCGACCUCCACAGAGGCCCCGGCCCCGGCCCCGGCCGCCUCCACACCCGCCUCCACGGCCGCCUCCACGGCCGCCACCAGGCCCGGCCACGCUUCUGCCCCGGAGGAGGAGUCGCGGCCGGCCGCGGGCGCCGCGGGCCACCAGGACCGCAGCAACGCGGGGAGGCCCCCCGCGAAGGCCGGGCCCCCGGCGGCCCACGCGGCCCCGGGCCCCGGCCUGUCGGCCCUCCUGCUGACCGUGGCCGCGGGCGCGCUGCUGUGA